Aphanomyces astaci is the source of this 2388-nucleotide messenger RNA. Its product is annotated as V-type H(+)-translocating pyrophosphatase. NCBI's taxonomy places the organism in Eukaryota, Oomycota, Saprolegniomycetes, Saprolegniales, Verrucalvaceae. Bases 1 to 2388 code for a protein of 795 amino acids. Gene Ontology annotation, cellular component: membrane. Gene Ontology annotation, molecular function: diphosphate hydrolysis-driven proton transmembrane transporter activity; inorganic diphosphate phosphatase activity. The transcript has 3 exons. Gene Ontology annotation, biological process: proton transmembrane transport. The record is from RefSeq and is a predicted model, not a curated record.
AUGCAAUACGGUGGGCUGCCCAACCAGCAUGAGCAGCAUGCGGAUGUUGACUUUGGCUUUGACAAUGCACGCAACCACACGUCCGCGUAUGCGAAGAAGGUUGAUUUGAACGUGCCCAUCCUUGCCAUCACGGCCGUCGGCGUGAUCUUUCUGCUCUUUACGUCGUCGUUCCGCCCGAUAGUGCUUGUCUUGACCUUUUGCGGGUAUGGCGCCGUGUUCUCCCUGUACCUGAGUCAUUGGGUGUUGUCCAAAGACGACGGCACGCCUGAAAUGCGCGAAGUUUCCAUUCCUAUCCGCGAAGGCGCCGAAGGGUUCCUCCGCAUCCAGUACACGGCCAUUUCGCAGAUCGCCGUCGGAUUGGCGCUGUUGAUUUUCUUCAGCUACUCGCUGCGUCCCAACUCGUUGCACCCGUCUGGCGUCGAAAAGCUCGGAAACACCACGCUUGGGGUCCUUGGCGCGAUCUCAUUUGCGUUAGGUGCCAUGUGUUCGGCGGCAGCCGGGUACAUCAGCAUGUGGGUAUCGGCGCAAUCCAACAUUCGCGUGGCGAGCGCUGCGCGUCGAUCGUACGGCGAGGCGCUGCUCAUCUGUUUUCGCGGCGGCGCGUUUUCCGCCGUCCUCGACAUCACGCUGUGCGUGGCAGGCGUGAGCAUUCUAUACGUGUUGCUGCAUGCCGCGUUCACGCCCAUCGUGAAUGCCACGGAAAUCCCCAUGCUCAUGGUCGGGUACGGGUUUGGCGCGUCGUUCGUGGCGCUGUUCAUGCAAUUGGGUGGGGGUAUCUACACCAAGGCCGCCGACGUCGGCGCCGAUCUCGUGGGCAAGGUCGAGCAGGGCAUCCCCGAAGACGACCCGCGCAACCCGGCGGUGAUUGCCGAUUUGGUUGGGGACAUGGUCGGCGACUGCGUCGGGAGCAGCGCCGACGUGUUUGAGAGCGUCGCGGCCGAGAUCAUCGGCGCCAUGAUCCUCGGCGGGUCCCUCGCCAAGGAAGGUGCGAUCGAGUCCCCCAUCUCGUUUGUGUUCUUCCCCGUGGUCGUGCACGCGUUCGACAUUGUCGUGUCCUCCAUCGGCAUCCUGUGCGUGACCGAGCCCGGGCCAACCGAGUCGGACCCGAUGACCACGCUCCAACGCGGGUACUCAAUCACAUUGUUGUUGGCGCUGGCGGGGUUUGGCUUAUCCACGCGGUGGCUCCUCUUCACGUCCACCGCUCCUGGCGCGUGGUUUCACUUUUUCCUCUGCGGCGUCGUGGGUAUGGUUACCGCCUAUGUGUUUGUCAAGUCGACGCAGUACUACACCGACUAUGCGUACGCGCCAGUGCGAUCCAUCGCCAAGGCUAGCACCACUGGCCACGGCACCAACAUCAUCACUGGGGUCGCCGUCGGCAUGAAGUCCACGGUCGUGCCUACCCUCAUGGUGAGUUUUAGUGUCAUUGCCGCCUACCACUUGGGCGCGUCCGCCGGUAUCGGCAGCGGGCGCACGGGCGGGCUGUUUGGGACGGCAGUGGCCACCAUGGGCAUGCUGAGCUCGGCCGUGUUUGUGCUCGCGAUGAACAACUACGGACCCAUCGCCGACAAUGCGGGCGGGAUCGCGGAAAUGAGUCGCCAGCCAGAGUACGUCCGUGAUGCGACCGACAAGUUGGACGCUGCGGGCAAUGUGACCAAGGCCAUCACCAAGGGGUACUCGAUCGGGUCGGCGGCUCUGGCGUGCUUUGUGCUGUUUGGCGCGUUCAUGGACGAGUUUAGCGCGUUCGCGGGCGUGCCGUUCACGACUGUGGACAUUGCCACGGUCGAAGUGCUAGUGGGGGGAUUGCUUGGCACGAUGAUGGUGUUCUUCUUCACGGGGCUGGCGGUCGCGGCGGUGGGGGACACGGCCGGCGAAGUCGUGCUCGAAGUCCGGCGGCAGUUUGAACUGUACCCGGGUAUCAUGCAGGGUACGCAAAAGCCAGACUACCGCACAUGUGUAUCGCUCGUGACCAAGGCCGCGUUGAAGCAGAUGCGCCUCCCGGGACUCUUGGCCGUGCUCAUGCCCGUAGCCGUCGGGUUGGUUUUCCGCGUGGUGGGCGAGUAUCAAAAUAAGCCGCUGUUGGGCGCCGAAGUGUUGGCGGGGUACCUCAUGUUUGGCACAGUCACAGGCAUCAUGAUGGCGCUGUUCCUGGAUAACGUGGGCGGAGCAUGGGACAAUGCGAAAAAGUAUGUGGAGCUGGGCAACUUUGGCGGCAAGGGCAGCGAAGCACACAAGGCGGCGGUGACGGGGGACACGGUCGGCGAUCCGUUCAAGGACACGGCGGGGCCAGCGCUGCAUGUUGUGAUCAAGCUGCUCUCCACGACGGUGCUUGUGCUCGGGCCGUUGUUUGUCACGCAUGUAGGGGGGGUGCCGCCCCAUCCUUCGACGUAG